Molecule: messenger RNA, 1075 nt
Organism: Salvia miltiorrhiza (redroot sage)
Lineage: Eukaryota; Viridiplantae; Streptophyta; Magnoliopsida; Lamiales; Lamiaceae
Product: F-box protein CPR1-like
Exons: 1
Coding region: 59-1075 (338 amino acids)
Molecular function (GO): protein binding
Source: RefSeq, a predicted model, not a curated record
GCCAACAACGACACAGACACAAUUUCCAUACAUACAGGAAGAAAUUCUGGAAGAAAUCAUGUCGAGGUUGCCUGUGAAAUCCCUUAUGAGAUUCAAAAGUGUAUGCAAAUCAUGGAACAAUCUCAUCUCGGAAUCUCGCUUCUCAAAGCUUCACCUCCAACGAUCCAUGGAUGGCAACCGCAUCAAUUUCACCUACUUGAGCGGUUGCGACACUACUUUGGCAUACGAAGCCAGCACCGGCAAAUUAAUGCAAUCCGACGACGACGACGACGUUGCAUUAAGCGUCCUAGCUUACUGCAACGGCUUGUUCUGCAUCGCCCUGGCCGACGAUCUCUUUCUAUUCAACCCAUGCUCCAGAAAAGCUAGAAAAAUCCCCAAUUCGCCGGUCGAAUUCCCAACAGGCGCCUCCACGUGGGCCUCUGUAUUCUUCGGCCUCGGCCACCGCGCUGCCUCUGACGAUUACCAACUGGUGAGGAUCUCCAUGUUCGGAGAUGUGGAUUUUUCAACAGAGGUGAAGAUUUAUUCGAGAAACAGCGAGGCAUGGAGGGUGGUGGGGGACUUCCCGUACGACUACCCGCUCAGCCGCCCCGGCGUGUUCGCUGCGGGGUGUCUGCAUUGGAUCGUGUCGGUGUGGGAUGGCGGCGUUCAUCAUCACAGAGUUGCUCUGCUCGAUCUCGAAGACGACAGCUACCGCUCUAUCCAGCUGCCGGAUUUUGGAGGCAGAGUGCCGCCGUUUUUCGACAUUGGAGCCUUGGACGGUAAGCUCGUGGUGUUCUACUACUCCUCCUCCGACGGGGCCUCGAGCAUCUGGAUACUAGAGGAGCACGGCAGGGCAAAGUCGUGGACGAGGAUCAAGAUCGCGACGGAUUGCGUGAGCAGCUUAGAGGCUUUCGUCUACUUCCAGCCGCUGUGUUUCUUGAAGCCGGGGCGGAUCCUGGUCCGUCUUGGCGCCAAAAUGGUUGCGGGUUUUCAUGUGGCGGAGAAGCGGUAUUACAAUAUCUACAUGCCGCACAUUUUGGAGUGUCAAAUGGUUAGCUUUCUGGAGAGCCUCGUAUCGCCAGAUGCUCUGCUUUAG